Messenger RNA from Arachis stenosperma, 2396 nucleotides. Its product is annotated as presenilin-like protein At2g29900. Lineage: Eukaryota; Viridiplantae; Streptophyta; Magnoliopsida; Fabales; Fabaceae. Bases 103 to 1509 code for a protein of 468 amino acids. Gene Ontology annotation, biological process: protein processing. The transcript has a single exon. Gene Ontology annotation, cellular component: nucleus; membrane. Gene Ontology annotation, molecular function: aspartic endopeptidase activity, intramembrane cleaving. The record is from RefSeq and is a predicted model, not a curated record.
AUCCUCUGAAAUUUUCGAUCCAUGAUCCGCGCACACAGUCGCUGACUUGAACGAACUAAGAACAAAAGUGGAAACCUGGAAAAACAAGGGAUUGGAUCUCCAAUGGAUUCGAACGCCAUGGCACAACUCCAAAGACCUUCAACCGAAACCCCAACCCUGCUCGAUUCUCUGGGCGAAGAAAUCAUCAGAAUUGUAGCCCCAGUCUCAAUCUGCAUGUUCCUCGUUGUAAUCCUCGUCUCCAUUCUCAACACGGGUGACUCUUCCUUCUCCGUUUCCAGCAUCGCCACCAUUGCGUACACCGAGACAACCUCCGAUUCCUCCUGGGACAAGUUCCUAGGUGCCCUGCUCAACUCCCUCGCCUUCGUCGUCGUCGUCACCGUGGCCACCUUCGUCCUCGUCCUCCUCUUCUAUUUCAGGUGCACUGGCUUCCUCAAAAUCUACAUGGGUUUCUCCGCUUUCGUCGUUCUAGGGUUCCUCGGCGGUGAAGUUUUCAUCUUUUUGAUUCAGCAUUUUAGUACCCCAAUUGAUUGCUUCACUUUCUUGUUGCUUCUGUGUAAUUUUGCUGUUGUUGGUGUUAUGGCUGUCUUUAUGUCGAAAAUGGCUAUUAUUGUUACUCAGAGUUACUUGGUUGUUAUUGGGAUUCUUGUUGCUUAUUGGUUCACUAUGUUGCCUGAAUGGACCACUUGGGCCAUGCUUGUUGCCAUGGCAUUGUAUGAUCUUGCUGCCGUUUUGUUGCCUAUUGGUCCCUUGAGGCUUCUCGUUGAACUCGCCAUAUCGCGGGACGAGGAGAUUCCGGCUUUGGUUUAUGAAGCUAGGCCUGUGAAUGUUGAGAAUUUGGAUCCUAGGGUUGCUGUUGCUCAGAGGAGGCUGUGGAGAGAGAGGAGGGUUACCGAGAAUUCAAAUCUCCGGGGUGAUGCUAAUGUGAAUGUUAGUAAUAAUAAUGCCUUAGGUCUUGGUGCCAAUGCUGAGUUGAACCCUGGUUCGGAUUCAAACAGUAAUAAUCCCAGUUCGGCUGGGGAAGAUGCUAUUUUGGAUUCGAAUUUGGGUUCUAGUACUUCUUAUGGGAUCUAUAGUGACAGGAAUUUGGUUAGAGCUGAAGAGGGGCGAGUUCAGGAGACCAAUUCAGAGAUUACUACCCCAUUGAUUGGUCACGGAGUGAAUGUUCGGAUACAUAGCAGAGCAGAAAAUGUGGAUGCAUCAGAUGAGAAUUUGAUGUUGGAGGGAAUCGGAUUGGGUUCAUCCGGCGCAAUCAAGUUAGGGCUGGGCGAUUUCAUCUUCUAUAGUGUUUUGGUUGGCAGGGCUGCAAUGUAUGAUUUUAUGACUGUGUAUGCGUGUUAUCUCGCUAUCAUUGCUGGUCUGGGGAUAACACUGAUGCUUUUGGCUUUUUAUCAGAAGGCUUUGCCUGCUCUUCCCGUGUCGGUCGCACUGGGGGUGCUGUUUUAUUUCUUGACCAGGCUCUUACUUGAAGUGUUUGUAGUACAAUGUUCCAUGAAUCUUCUGAUGUUUUAAAGUCAGAUGUUAUUUCUUGAGUCUAGUGCGUGGCUAAAAUGAAAAAAUAUAUAUUCUAUGCUUAUAUAUAUAGUUAUACACACUAGGGAAAGUUCUGGGCUCCUGUGUUUACUAGUAAGGCUUUUCAGAACUGUAUCUGUUCUUUCUAUUCUAUAGCACAUAACUUUUGAUGUCCCUCUUGGAUCUAAGAAGGCCCUCUUUGGAGACCAUUGGGAGAAGGGAAAUGGAGAUGUGGCAGAUUGAAUUUGAAUCCCCCACAUAAUAUUACCAUAGCCACCCUGGUAAAAGUUGAGCAUUGCUCAGCAGCUUUGAAGCCUUUGACUGAAAUACUAUGCGCUGCAGGUUGAGGAUCUGUGACCAAAUUCACUCAAUGCAUGUUCUUUAAAGUAGAAUGGGUCAGGUGAAAAAAAUAACGAAAAUGAAAUUAGUUCAGCAUGAAACAUCAUAAUCAUUAGUUGUUAGUCAAACCUUUACAUCAUUACUUUGUUGGUUGAAAUAACUUUAGUAUGAACAUAAUUCAUUUUCUUGACAAAAUCAGAUGAAAGUUAAUAGUUAUAUAUGGAUAUCAUUGGCAGCUAGUCUGAGCAAAGAUCGAAUAUUAUGAAUGAAUAGCAUGGAUGCAAAUUCCCUUCAAGGCAAGAAUGUUUCUGUUUAUCUUGUAUGUUGUAAGACAUUGGUAGUUGGUACUGCAUUUUAUCUACUUAGUGAAAGUAGGGACGCCAACACAACCCUACCCGGUGCGGGCCGGGUGUCUAACCAGAGUGGGAUGGGUUGUAUUCGGGGUGUACCUGUCUUUAUCCGUUCUGGUAUAUAUAUAACUUGUGCCUUAAUUUAAUUUAUGUUUGGAUGGUGUUUAUGGUUUUAUAAAUUUUGAAAUUUAAUUUAAA